Plasmopara halstedii is the source of this 735-nucleotide messenger RNA. RefSeq names its product phosphoadenosine phosphosulfate reductase. Gene Ontology annotation, molecular function: phosphoadenylyl-sulfate reductase (thioredoxin) activity. The transcript has a single exon. NCBI's taxonomy places the organism in Eukaryota, Oomycota, Peronosporomycetes, Peronosporales, Peronosporaceae. The record is from RefSeq and is a predicted model, not a curated record. Gene Ontology annotation, cellular component: cytoplasm. The coding region runs from base 1 to 735 and encodes 244 amino acids.
AUGGAAGCGCUUUUUGGGAAGCUGUACGAGCAUGAGACGCCUGAAGCGCAUCGCCAGUAUGGUUUCAUGCGUAAAGUGGAGCCCAUGCAGCGUGCGCUCAAAGAUCUUGGCGCUGUUGUGCUACUUGUGGGUGUGCGCGCUGACCAAACAGAGCACCGCCAGCAAAUGAAGCUAGUUAAUGUGUACGACGGUCGACUAAAGAUCUGCCCUAUUCUAAAUUGGAGCAAGGAUAAAAUAGAGCAGUACAUGACUAUAAAUCAGCUUGAGUAUCAUCCACUCAAGGCGCUGGGAUAUGAGAGUGUCGGUGAUGCUCAUUCUAGUCGGCCCGUGACAGAUGCGGACAAAGGCAACGAUCGCGCUGGAAGAUUCAACGGCAAGCACCAAGAGUGCGGAUUGCACUUGGACAUGCACGAUAUGAAGAUAGAGGACCUAAGGUUUGACAAUCCAUUGCCAAAGCCCGAGCAUAAACUGCUAAGGCUAACGAAGCGUGAGAAGGGCAUCACAUUGUUCACCAAACCAACGUGCAAGUACUGCGUGGCUGCCAAAGACAUUAUUCGCGAGCGCAAAUGGAUGUUUGAUGAAGUGAGCGUCCCCAAAGAUAUUUCACUUCAGCUGCUACAGCAGAUAGUGGGCAAACCUGUUCAAAGUGUGCCUCAGAUCUUUUUAGACGGUCAGUAUAUAGGCGGGUAUGCUGAAUUUGUUACGCACCUCGGAAUCCCAUCGCAUUUUAACUGA